Molecule: messenger RNA, 1662 nt
Organism: Oldenlandia corymbosa var. corymbosa
Lineage: Eukaryota; Viridiplantae; Streptophyta; Magnoliopsida; Gentianales; Rubiaceae
Source: the annotation of a GenBank genome assembly
CUAUACACAAAAUUUCCUGAUACAAAUAUGUAAUGAAUCCAUUUUUGUGUGGUAAAAUCUGAUUUAAAGUAAACUAGUUGUACCACAGUUUCUCCUUUUACUUUUCGUUUUUAUCCUUUUUGGAAAGACUUUAAUUUAUCACUUCCUCUUAAUUUGAGCCAAGUUACUUAUUUAAUAAUCCCUUCUCAAAAGUCUCAACUGGAAGAAUUAGUCCUGUGAAAUCCUUCCUAAUAAACCCAAUAAACUACCAUGGACCCUGCUUCAGUCUACUCCGUCAAUGUCACUGAUUUCCGGAGUAAUUCCGGCAUGUCCAUUGAGCUACUGAUGAAAAUCUCUAUGUGGUUAAUGCCCCUUGGGGUUUUCCUCUUAGCUGCUGCAACUGGGCCCAUCUGGAUACUUUGCGUCAAGAAGAAAUUUGAGAAGAAGAUGAUGAUGACGACUAGUCCGAUCAAUAAAGUUUCCGACGCAAAGUUUCGUUCUUGGGAGGCGAUUGAACCGAACUAUACUGAUGAUUACCAAUACUCGUUGGAAUUGCAAAUUCAGGAAGUUAUGCUGGCCUCUCUUUCCUCUCAAGUGACAAGUACUGCAUCUUCAUCUACACAAGCAAGAACAACAUUCAACGCGGAUAAGGGUAAGGUGAAGAUUGAGGAUGAUGUAACCAGUCCAUUACAAAUCUCUUGUGAAAUAUGCAUGGACGAUAAAGAAGUUUGGGAGAUGUUUGAAAAUGAUUGUUGCCGUCAUUCAUUUUGCAAUGAAUGCAUAAGCCAGCACAUAGCUGCAAAGAUACAAGACAAUUCAGAUACGAUUUGUUGUCCUGGAGCAGAUUGCAGGGCUGCAUUAGAUUCUAGCACUUGUAGGUUUAUAAUCCCCACUGACGUGCUCGCUAAGUGGGAUGAGUUCCUGUGCCGGUCGCUGAUCCCCAACUCCCAAAAACUGUAUUGCCCUUUCCGCGACUGCUCAGCCAUGUUGGUUGAUGAUUCUGGGGACGUCAUAAGAGAGACAAUGUGUCCAUUUUGCCAUAGAUCGUUUUGUGCUGUAUGUCGGGUGCCAUGGCAUGUUGAAUUCACGUGCAAGGAGUUCCAGAAGCUGAAUGAUAAAAAAGGAGGAAAAGAUGAAAAGAUGCUGAAGUUUCUAGCUAAGAAGAAAAGCUGGCAGAAAUGUCCUAGCUGCAAAAUACAUGUAGAAAGAACUGAAGGCUGUUUGCAUAUGACUUGCCGGUGCAAGUAUGAAUUCUGCUACAGAUGUGGAUCAAAAUGGAGCAGUUCUCAUCGCUGCAAAAAAUCAUAGGCUGCCAUAAAAAUGCUGAAGAAGGAUCUUCAGUUGUUCUUGUAAAAUAUGGUGCUGCUAUUUUACUUAGAAAUGAUAGAUGUAUCUGCUUAGUUGCCCGAAACUUACUCCAAAGUUUAAACCCCAUAUUUCAGUAUUUCACAAUGCAAUGUGGAAGAUAAGACUGUAUAGAGCUAAGUAGCUAGCUGAUGGAAAUUACUCCAUCUAUCCCAAAAUUAUUAUCCACUUUAGAUUUUCAAAGAGGAUGAGUCAAGACUAAACAAUACAGAACUAUCAUACACCAGUUGCCUUCUGCAGAACCAUCUCAACUUGACUCAUUUUUCGCUUUUUCAUCACUUUUCAUUUAUUCUCUCUGCCCCGAAAUUAUUAUCUAGU